Molecule: messenger RNA, 4865 nt
Organism: Chlorocebus sabaeus (green monkey)
Lineage: Eukaryota; Metazoa; Chordata; Mammalia; Primates; Cercopithecidae
Source: RefSeq, a predicted model, not a curated record
ACAAUGUAUAUUACAACAGUAUUAUGACCAAGUUGCCGCUACCCCAAGAAUUCAAGAAUGGUUUACCAUUAGGAAGUUUAUUGAUGUAACUGAUCUCAUUAACAGAUUUAAAGAAUACCCAUAUGAUCAUCUUAAUAGAUGCAGGAAAAUCAUGCAAUAAAAUACCUAUUUAUGAUAACUGCUAAUAUUUUAUUUGUGCUUUUCCUUAAAAAUGCAGUGUUUUUAGGAAUUGAAGUUCAGAGCAGCAAAAGUCAAACAAAAACCAAGUCUGAGCAAUAGAGCUAUACUAGAAUGCCCAUCACAUUCUUUGCUCAGAUGACUACUUAAGGUCAUGUUCAGCUCUAUGUUUCUGUGACCACAAAUAGCAUCUUUGGCAAAUCUGGUUUCAGUUGGUCUUUGUCCAGCUCCUGGAUUCCAUGCAGGGCCUGAGAAGCCCUCAAGGAUAAAAGAUUAAUCCGGUCCAGUGGACUCCGUGGUUCCUCAACUCCAAGUGCCCCCACCAUAGGUGGGACCUGCCUCUCACGCAAAGGAUCCCUGGCGGCAACCCGAGACCAGUUCAGACCGGUUCUCCUACCCGCAUUCAGCCGAGUCUCUCGCUCUGCCCAGGACGCACAGAUGAGAGCGCUCAGCAGACUGGUGGGUCUGUCUUUCGGUCCUUCCUAAUUUUCCCCUCCUCUGGGGAAAGGUCAAGGAUACCUGAACCCAAGUGUCUGGCGGGGUGUGUGGGGGGGUGCAUCUGUGCACAAUCAAGGGCUUGGCCUUCCAGAGAGCGCCCAGGGGCAGGGGCCUCCUAGGUUCUGGCGGCCAGCAGGGGCGACCGGAGCAGGGGGUCGCGCAGGAUUGCGGCUGAGGUCCCACCAGCGAGAGACAGAAACCCUCAGACAUUUAGUCCAGAGACUGCAGCAAGGGAAGGGGACGAGGGGCCAGGGCCGGAAUUUCGGGGGAGGACUUGGGAGCGCAGCAACCAGAGUCGUUUGCCGGCACCUGCGGGGGCGAAUGCAGGGGCUUGGCCGAGAUGACCUUGGACCAGAGCUCCCUUCCGGCCUGCAGAGAUGAGCUUGGGAUUUGGCUUAGUGAGGAGUGAGCAGCUUUUCAGCCGCAGUGCUGCGGAGGAGGCGGAUGGAGGAUGAACUGGAGCCGUCCUUACGGCCUCCGACGCAGCUCUGACCUGGCGUCCUGCCUCACAGAGGGAAAGGGCGCAGCCAGAGGAGAGCGCCUGCACUGCCCACCACUUCUAUGGGUUCCUCCCCAUUCUGGACUGAUUUCUUUAGGUAUUUGCAUGGCACAUUCCCUCACCUCCUUUGUCUUCAUUUGCACUUGUAUUCCUUGACAGCCCUAUUUAAAAUAGUACCAACUGAGGUGGGAGGAUCGCUGGAGCCCAGGAGUUUGAAGCUGCAGGGAUCUAGUAGGAUCUCACCACUGCACUCCAGCGUGGGCGACCUAGCGAGACCUUGUCUGUAAAAAAUAAAAAUAAAAUAGCACCACCUGGUCCUAACACUUCCUACGCCCCUUCCCUGCUUUAAGUCUCUGUAGCACCAGCUGAUGUACUAUAUAUUUUGCUCGUUCAUUUUGCGAUUGCUUGUCUUUCCCUGCUGGAAGGAAAGCUCUGAUAGCUCAUUGAUUUUGUCUGUUGUUCACUGCUGUAUCCCAACACCCAGAACAGUAGGAUUAUUGACCAUAAUAGGGAGGCAAUAAAUCUUUGUUUGCCGAAUUAAUAAUGGUCCAUAUCAUAGCUAAUGUCUGAAUGUUUACCAUGACCAGGCACGGUGUAGGCAAUCUCCAUGCAUGAUCUCAUUGAAUUCAACAAUUUCCUGUAGUCUUAGAGACCUGUCAACAUCUCCUGCUACAUGAGUUCAGCUGCUAUCAAGCACUGUGUUCCUUGCUUCCUUCAGAUCUACUGUCUUAAGGGAGCUCUCACUUCCAUGAAGCCCCCGUGGAGCUGUAAUGUGGCCCCAAAGAUUCAGGGCAGGAUCCUGCUCCUGACCAUCUGUGCUGCUGGCAUUGGUGGGACUUUUCAGUUUGGCUAUAACCUGUCUAUCAUCAAUGCCCCGACCUCGCACAUUCAGGAAUUCACCAAUGAGACGUGGCAGGCGCGUACUGGAGAGCCACUGCCUGACCACCUAAUUCUACUUAUGUGGUCCCUCAUCGUGUCUCUGUAUCCCCUAGGAGGCCUCUUUGGAGCACUGCUUGCAGGUCCCUUGGCCAUCACGCUGGGAAGGAAGAAGUCCCUCCUGGUGAAUAACAUCUUUGUGGUGUUGGCAGCGAUUCUGUUUGGAUUCAGCCGCAAAGCAGGCUCCUUUGAGAUGAUCAUGCUGGGAAGACUGCUUGUGGGAGUCAGUGCAGGCGUGAGCAUGAAUAUCCAGCCCAUGUACCUGGGGGAAAGCGCCCCUAAGGAGCUCCGAGGAGCUGUGGCCAUGAGCUCAGCCAUCUUUACCGCUCUGGGGAUCGUGAUGGGACAGGUGGUCGGACUCAGGGAGCUUCUAGGUGACCCUCAGGCCUGGCCUCUGCUGCUGGCCAGCUGCCUGGUGCCCGGGGUGCUGCAGCUCGCCUCCCUGCCUCUGCUCCCCGAAAGCCCACGCUACCUCCUCAUUGACUGUGGAGACACCGAGGCCUGCCUGGCAGCACUACGGCGACUGCGGGGCUCCGGGGACUUGGCAAGGGAGCUAGAGGAGCUGGAGGAGGAGCGCGCUGCCUGCCAGGGCUGCCGUGCCCGGCGCCCAUGGGAGCUGUUCCAGCAUCGGGCCCUGAGGAGACAGGUGACAAGCCUCGUGGUGCUGGGCAGUGCCAUGGAGCUCUGCGGGAAUGACUUGAUGUACGCCUACGCCUCCUCCGUGUUCCAGAAAGCAGGAGUGCCAGAAGCGAAAGUCCAGUACGCCACCAUCGGGACUGGGAGCUGCGAGCUGCUCAUGGCGAUUGUUAGUUGUGUGGCAGUCGAGAGGAUGGGUCGGCGCGUGCUGCUCAUCGGUGGGUACAGCCUGAUGGCCUGCUGGGGGAGCAUCUUCACUGUGGCCCUGUGCCUGCAGAGCUCGUUCCCCUGGACACUCUACCUGGCCGUGACCUGCAUCUUUGCCUCCAUCCUCAGCUUUGGCAUUGGCCCUGCCGGGGUGACGGGGAUCCUGGCCACAGAGCUGUUUGACCAGAUGGCCAGGCCCGCUGCCUGCAUGGUCUGCGGGGCGCUCAUGUGGAUCAUGCUCUUCUUGGUCAGCCUGGGAUUUCCCUUCAUCAUGGAGGCCUUGUCCCACUUUCUCUAUGUCCCUUUCCUUGGUGUCUGUGUCUGUGGGGCCAUCUACACUGGCCUGUUCCUUCCUGAGACCAAAGGCAAGACCCUCCAAGAGAUCUCCGAAGAAUUACACAGACUCAACUUCCCGAGGCGGGCCCAGAGCCCCAUGUGGAGGAGCCCGGAGGUUAUCCAGUCGACAGAACUCUAGUCCCAAAGGGGUGACCAGGGGCCAAAGCCAGCUGCUGUCGUGUCCUCUGCUUCCUGCCAGGGCCCUGGUCCUCACUCCCUCCUGCAUUCCUUUGUUUAAGGAGUGUUUAUUGAGCACCCGUUGUGUGCAGACAUGGUUCCAGGUGCUUAGCAAUCAGUGGUGAGAGUGGUGUUCCAGGCUAAAGGUAAUUAACUGACAGAAAAUCAGUAACAAUAUAAUUACAGGCUGGUUGUGGCAGCUCAUGACUGUAAUCCCAGCACUUUGGGAGGCCAAGGUGGGAGGAUCAAUUGAGGCCAGAGUUUGAAACCAGCCUGGGUAACAUAGUGAGACCCUCUAUCUCUACAAAAAAAUUAAAAAAUCAGUUGGGCAUGGUGGUAUGUGCUAACAGCUCUAGCUACUCAGGAGGCUGAGGCAGCAGGAUCACUUGAGUCCAAGUGUUCAAGGUAGCAGUAAACUACGAUCACACCACUGCAUGCCAGGCUGGGUGACAGAGGGAGACUUCAUCUCUUUAAAAUGUAAUAAUUACAGACUCAGGAAAUGCAGUGAAAGAAAAAUACAGGUUGGCCAGGCGAGGUGGCUGAUGCCUGUAAUCCCAGCACUUUGGGAGGCCAAGGCAGGAGGAUCGCUUUGAGACCAGGAGUUUGAGACCAGCCUGGGCCACACAGUAAGAUCCUGUUUCUACCAAAAAAUAAAAAAAUAAUAAAAUAAGCUGUGUGUGGUGGUACAUGCUUGUGGUCCCAGCUACUCAGGAGGCUGAAAUGGGAGGAUCACUUGAGCCUGGGAGGUCAAGGCUGCAGUGAAUCCUAAUUGAGCAACUGCACUCCAGCCUGGACAACAGAAGGAGACCAUGUUUCCAAAAAAAUAAAUACAGGUUGUAGUGGGUAUGGAUAUGCAUACCAGGAGGACUGACCUAGUCUGAGAGGGGAGUGAUCAGAAUUUUCUGAGGAAUUGAUGUUUUUAAUCAACUUUAUUGAGGUAUGAUUUACACAUAAUCAAAUAUAUCCAUUUUAAGUCCAUAUUUGGUGAGUUUUGAGAAGUGUAUACACUUGUGAAACACCACCGCAAUCCAGAUGGAACGUUUACCCUGCCCCAAGGCACCCUCAUGCCCCUUUGCUAUCAAUAACUCACCCCAGCCCCAGCCCCAGGGAACCACUGACCUGCUUUCUGCCUCAAUUAGUCAGAUUUACCUUUUUUCAGAAUCUGAAGUCAUUCCAUACUGUAUGUACAUAUUUGUAUCUGGCUUGGCUUCAGAUACAGUUUUUGGGAUUCAUGCAUGUUGUUGCAUGUAUUAGGAGAGACUCCUUUGUAUUGCUGAGUAGUAUUCCCCUCUGUGGUUAGACCAUGAUUUAUUUAUCCAUCAACCUGUUAGUGGACAUUUUGGCUGUUUCUAAUUCUUGGCCAUCUUGAAUAAAACUGCUGUGAAUGUUCCUACACAAA